This is a messenger RNA of Anopheles merus, 3521 nucleotides long. Its product is annotated as E3 SUMO-protein ligase ZBED1-like. Bases 244 to 2472 code for a protein of 742 amino acids. The record is from RefSeq and is a predicted model, not a curated record. Gene Ontology annotation, molecular function: DNA binding; protein dimerization activity. NCBI's taxonomy places the organism in Eukaryota, Metazoa, Arthropoda, Insecta, Diptera, Culicidae. The transcript has 4 exons.
UUCAACUGUCAAUCUGCAAACUAUCCGUGUUUCAGCGUGUGUAAAGCUAUUGGGCCCUCGGGUAAAUUGUAUCAAACUAACGCGAAUUACGAUUGAUUCGUAAGCGUAUUCAUCCGCCGUGGAAUUGGAUGGUUACGUUUGUGACAGAACAAUCCAUUGUUCAGCAAAUCAGAACCAAAUUCCGUGGUGCCAGUCCGUCGACGCUGUGUUGCAGAUUGGCAUCUUGUUUCCGUACCUACAAUCAUGGAGAAUUCACAAACCAAGCGUAGCACCAGAUCGGCGGCACCUCCAGCGGUUUCCACCGAGAUGCCAGAACUCAAAGAAGAACCUAUCGAUGACGACAUUUCCCUGGACCACACGCGACAGGCUGCAACAGAAACACAUCAGGAGGGUUUCUUAAGCAGUGGUGCUAGAGAUCCAUUUGUGGAUGAAAUGGAAAUCGGCGAGACCAGCAUUACGUUUUCGAAUGCCUUUCUCGAUGCGUUUGGGAAAGACGUCAAGACUGAACACCCAACUGCAGAAGAGAGUGAUUUAAAUGCUGAAGCCGUUGAGGCAGCUGGUUCUAGUACUGCAAAGAGAAAAAACUGUGACGACGAAGAAUCAGGAGAGGACUCAAGCAGCGUAACGAAAAGGCUGCCAAAUUCUACACAUAGAAAGCAGUACUUGAAACAAGUAACAUGGAUGCAUUUUGAACAAACUGCUGGAGGAGGAAUUUGUCGGUACUGUCGAAAGAUGAUAAAAAUGAAUCGCGGCUCAACGUGGAACCUAGCGCGCCAUAUGAGAUCGUUUCAUGCAGGGAUUAAAUUCCCCAUUGCAACUGGCGAGGAUGCAACAUCACCACGAUCACCAACACCUACGAAUGUAUCUGUUGUCACUUCGGACCAGAAUGGUCAACCGUCACAUGCUGAUUUUGCUGGACCGCAAUCCACAUUUAACUCAAACAACUUGGACCGGCUGUUGAUGCUUGCGUUAAUUAAAGACUGCAAUCCUUUUACCAUGAUCGAAGGAAAUUACUUCCGGGUUUUCGUUAGUAAGCUAAACGCGCAGUACAAAAUGCCGUCAACGAAAUAUCUUACCAAUGAGUUGCUUCCCCGGGUUUACAACGAAACUGUUGAAAGCGUUUUAUUCAAAUUAAACAAGGCGGAAACAAUCUCGCUAACGAUAGAAGGAUGGACAAACUCAAACAAUACGAAUUUGAAGGCUAUAACUGCGCACUUCUUACAAGAAGGAUGUAAGCCGACGUCACAUCUUUUAGAAUGCUUAGCGUUUAAGGAGUCUACUGCUGAUGAGGAUAUAGUAGAAUGGAUUAAAAAAGUAAUAAAUAAAUUCGCCCUGAGAGGCAAAGUCGUCAGUCUGACAAGUAACCAUGUGAGCGACAUGAAAUCUGCAUGCUUGAAACUAGGUCUGCAGCAUUAUUACUGUUUCGCACACGGUCUCGAUACAGUAGUGCAAAACGCCAUUACCGAUAGCAUAAUGCAAACGUACGAGAAAGUAAAACAAAUUAUUCUAGAUAUCAGACAAAGUGACGUUGCAACAAAAACUCUGCUAGAAAUGCAAGAUAGUUUGAAUCUGAAGGAUACGAAACUGAAGUGCUACAAUUCGAACGAUUGGAAUUCAACAUAUGAUAUGUUAUAUCGAUUUUGGCAAAACAAAAUUCCUGUCCUUGUAUGCAUGAACUCGUUGCAGGUUGUAACUACCAACAUACAGCCUAACGACUGGAGUACCGUUGAACACUCCGUGCAAGUUCUAGGCUAUUUUGAUGAAGCCGUCAAACAUGUAUCGUCUGAUAGCUUAGUUACGCUUUCCAAAAUGGGACUUAUUGUAAGGUUACUGCAGCAAAAAGUGAUCGAGUUUCAAAGAGGCACAACAAACUUAAAGCCAGAUAUGCAGGAUAUGGUUUCGCGAUUGAUCAGCGGAAUUUCCGCUGGAUUAGAGCCGUUGAAAAAUGACCAGCAUGUGUUGCAGGCCAUGAUUUUAGAUCCAAGAAUAAAGCAACAGGGUCUGGAUAAGGAAAAGGAAAACUUUCAGUCAGCUUCCGAAGCGAUCAUCAAAGCCAUUUCGCCCAUGUACAUGUACCAUGAGCUUCCCUCGCCAAAGGUUCAACAACAGAGCUCAGUGCCAACAAAUUCAAUCUUCUUCAGCUUUGUAAGUAGCUUACCGCAAGCUGAAGCAUUGAACAGUCCGAAAGCAGCUGCCAAAGCAGAACUAGAUCGAUAUCUUAAGGCAGAUAUACUAGCUUUGGAUCAGGAUCCAUUGCUGUGGUGGCACAAGGAAAAAAAUAACUACCCCAAGUUGUACGAUCUCGUGCAGAAACGAUUCUGUAUUGCAGCGACAGCAGUACCCUGCGAUCGAAUGUAUACCAAAGCAGGCCGAUUGUACCGAGAAAAACGCUGCAAAUUGGGUGUCAAGAAUGUACACGAGUUUUUGUUCAUUCAGCAAAACUAUGACAACGCAAAGUUGGAAGACUUUUGAUAGCCUAUGUUAUUAUUUAAGACUUGAAUUUGACGUAAGAAUUCGAGAUGUACUUAUUGCUAAGUAUAAAAUAAUUAUGAUGAUAACUAAAACUAACUCCUUCGUUAAAUGCACAAUAUAGAGUUUUGAUAAAUUCGCAAACAUCCGCAAAGUUCCUGUAUUAAAUAAUUAUUCUACGAUGGAAUUUCCGAGCAACGAAAUGAUUGGUGGUAUUGAAACUUCGUAGUCUUAGUAUGGAUUUUAUUGCUUUUUUAUAGUGACUUUUAGUCGAUUGGCCUCAAUCACCUUUUUAGUUCAAUGCAAUAAUUGCAAAGCCAUUUGUAGCAUACAAUUAUCUUAUAUCGGCUAGUCUCGGUUUACUUACAGCUAUCCGUUGAUUUUAUUAAAUAAAUGUGUCUGAUUUACAUAUGGUUUUGGUUGAAGUUCUUUAUGAAAGUUAGUAAUAAUUUAAAAUUUUUUAAAGCAUUCGCUAGCAAUCCUUGCCUGUUGAGAGUAUAGUGCCCAUGCUCCUCAAUGGUCCAGUUUGCAGGCGAUGCGUUCCGUAGUAUAUCCAUAACAUUCGGUUAAGCUGUGGCGGACCGUGAUAUCAACGCCACAAAAACUGCAUAGUGGAUUUUAGCAAUUAGAAGAUGUGAGUGAGCCGGGUGUGUCACUUCUGAUGUCGUGAUAGCACUCUCUGGUCUUGGUGUGAUUGAUGGUCUCUCCAUGGUGAUAUUAUGGUCUUGAUGGAAACAGCGGCCGUAUAACCGUUCCAACUAUUGGUGGUGAUGGAUUUGCUAAGGGGAAUGAAACCUCUUUUCCUUUUGCUUAUCCUUUUCCAUCGGCCUCUUUGUAGGUCUUGGCCUGCCUAAUUCCUAUUGGUAGCAUAUCAUAAUCUUGUUUUGUUGAGGUAUAGCUGGAUUAAACGAAUUGGAGCUGGUCGCUCAAUUCAACGUCUAUAACUAUAUGAGUAGCAAAUACUUGAUUUCAUAUGUAAUUUCAAUUUAAUUUAGACAACUAAUCGUGCAAAAAUAAAAGAAAAUCCGUAAGACGCUAACGGUGAUUUCAUC